This is a messenger RNA of Triticum urartu, 977 nucleotides long. Lineage: Eukaryota; Viridiplantae; Streptophyta; Magnoliopsida; Poales; Poaceae. The record is from RefSeq and is a predicted model, not a curated record.
GGUGUACAACGGACACCUCAGUGAGGAUACCACAGUGCUGCCGGAUCCCAAAAUGUGAAAUGGGGUACUCCUCUCCUCACUCGGGCCAUCGUCCACUAUCCUGUGCGUGCGCGUUCAAUGCUCCAGCCAUCCGUUGAGCGGCCAUGAUGAUACGCUGCCGCUGGGCUGCAUUUCCUCGACCAAGGAAACCGGCCGGGCAUACUAUACAUAGCACGGCAUCGGCAUCGACACAAGAUAACAACUCCAGCCCGAAUACAUGGCACCGGCAUCGGCAUCCCAGUAAGAAAUCAAACUUAUUGACCUUUCUUUCUCGUCGAAUGUUCACCGACCGAAAACAACAGAUUUCAAUAUGAUCCCCAAACAGAAAACAUCUUGUCGUGCUUCACUUCUUCAUAUCAUAUACAACGCACGGCGGAUUAUCCUGAUCAUCAUCAGACAACCGGAGUCAGCAGCGGCUUCUUCAGAACAUGCGCCUCCAGGUUGCCCAGGACCAGGUCCGCCAUGGCCUGGCGCGUCUCGUGCGUCCCGCUCCCCACGUGGGGCACCAGCACGACGUUGUCGAGCGUGAACAGCGCCUCAGGCACGUUGGGCUCGUCCUCGAACACGUCGAGGCCCGCCCCGCCGAGGCGCCCCUCGACGAGCGCCGAGACCAGCUCGGGUUCGUCAACAUGAGGGCCGCGCCCAAUGUUGAUGAGCAGGCCCUUGGGACCCAGCGCCUCAAUCACCUCACGGUUGACGAUGUGCCGGGUCUGCUCGUUCAGCGGGCAGGCCACCACAAGGAUGUCGCUGUUUGCCGCCAGUUCGACCACGCUCGGGUAAUAGGUGUAGCUGGGGUAGUCUUUCUUUGUUCUCUGGUAGUAGUUGACUGGGCAAUCAAAGGCCUCCACUCGGGUGGCAAUGGCAAGCCCUAUCCUGCCCAGCCCGAUGAUGCCCACCCUCUUGCCACUGAACUGCAACAGGAUAAACAAAAUCUAUGA